AUGACUGAAAUCGAAACCAUUGCGCAAGAGUUGAAAUCUUCCCUUAAGCAAUUUGAAAAUUUUCCUCAAGAAGGCAUUUUAUUUGAGGACUUUUUACCAAUUUUUGCGAAGCCCGAUCUUUUCAGAAAACUAGUUCAAGCAUUUCAGAUCCAUCUUGGAGACACCAAAAUCGACUACAUUGUGGGAUUAGAGAGUAGAGGGAUUCGUUCCCGUGAGAAAGCCUGGAAAGCUUCCGGGCCAACCUUGAGAGCAGAAUUCCAGAAGGAAUAUGGAAAAGAUUCUUUCGAAAUCCAAGAAGGGGUGCUUCCAAAAGGUUCCAAGGUUGUCAUUGUCGACGAUAUAUUAGCCACUGGUGGAAGCGCAAGUGCCGCAGGAGAACUUGUCAGCAAAGCAGGCGCAGAUGUUCUCGAAUAUCUUUUUGUCAUGGAAUUAGAGUUCUUAAAGGGACGCGACAUUUUGAAGAGCCCCUCCUUCACUUUGUUGUCAGGACAGAAGAAGUAG
Messenger RNA from Candidozyma duobushaemuli, 501 nucleotides. It is a transcript of the gene APT1, whose product is annotated as adenine phosphoribosyltransferase. Lineage: Eukaryota; Fungi; Ascomycota; Pichiomycetes; Serinales; Metschnikowiaceae. Bases 1 to 501 code for a protein of 166 amino acids. The record is from RefSeq and is a predicted model, not a curated record. Gene Ontology annotation, cellular component: cytoplasm. The transcript has 2 exons. Gene Ontology annotation, biological process: adenine salvage; AMP salvage. Gene Ontology annotation, molecular function: adenine binding; adenine phosphoribosyltransferase activity; AMP binding.